Molecule: messenger RNA, 1345 nt
Organism: Aedes albopictus (Asian tiger mosquito)
Lineage: Eukaryota; Metazoa; Arthropoda; Insecta; Diptera; Culicidae
Gene: Spag1
Product: sperm-associated antigen 1
Exons: 3
Coding region: 56-1267 (403 amino acids)
Cellular component (GO): mitochondrion; cytosol
Molecular function (GO): heat shock protein binding
Source: RefSeq, a predicted model, not a curated record
CAGGUUUGAUCGAAACAUCAAAACACUGAUUAAAAUAAAGUUAAAAUCUAUAAAAAUGUCCAACAAAACGAAAAGAUUGCUGGAAAAGUACAACAUUCUGGUGGAGCAUCUCGAUUAUGGUUACAUUGGAAAGUGCUCUGACGGAAGCGAGUUGGAAAAGAUCGUUAAAAUUCUUCGCUCCGGGCAGGAGGGUCACUAUCCAGAUUUAACGGUAUUCGCCAUGCGUCAGCUGAAAUCCGUGAAGCCUGAUUCGAAAUUGUUCCGCCAAGAAACCCCACUGGUCACACGGUAUAGUACAACAAGCGAGCAUUGGGAUCGAAUCAAUCAGGACCUGACUAAGUGGGAAAAUGACAUGCAGAACCUACAAAAUGAUAUGCUGAGCGUGAAGGAGCCUUCGCCUAGAGAUUUGCCACCCAUAAGAACGGCGUCGUUUAAAGAUGGACAAAGUUCGGAAAUUGCGAUCAAGAAACAGGAUAUGCGAAUCAAAUCAUGCGAUUACGAAAAUUGGGAUCGAUACGAUCCUGACGCUGAAAUUCUGAAGAUGGAUCUGGAAGAAGAACGCCACAAAGACCUUGUGCUAAAAGAAAAUGAGCGGAACUUAAGCGACAAAAUAAUCCAAGAAAUCCACCCAAAUGAUGUAACUGUACUAACCGAAGCCGAGAAGAAAAUACUGGCACUAAAACAUAAGGAAAAGGGUAACGAUUACUUUCGAAGCAAAGAAUACCAGCAAGCCCUCGUGGAAUACAAUAACAGCAUUGCAAUUUUCCCGUCAGCAGCUUGCUUCAACAACCGUGCUAUUACAAAAAUCAAGCUCAUGCUGUACAAAGAAGCCAUAUCCGAUUGCGAAGAAUGUUUGAAGAAAGAACCAACCAAUGUGAAGGCUUUAUGUCGCAAGGCAGAAGCUCUUAAACUUGACGAUAAACGCCGCGAGGCUUAUCAGACGUACUGUCAAAUUUUACGGCUCGAUUCAGAACACAAACUAGCAAAAGGCGCAAUCGAGGACCUUCGUCGUCAACUUCCGGAUCUACCUCCGGCGAAUUCCUUUCAAGUGCAAAUCGAGGAGGUUGUCAACGAUGACGAUGAUUUUGCGGCUCUCGUUAAACCUAAAAAGAUCGUUAAAGACAAACUUCCCGAAGCUGUGCAAAGUUUGAAAACAGAAACUGCCAAAAUGGUACAGAAGGCUAAAACUGCAAAUCUUCAGGAAAGUAAAGUCGAAAUCUUACCGCAACGACCUACAAAGAAAGUUCUCAUUGAAGAAAUAAACUGAAAUCAUAGAUGUAGUCCUAGAAAUAUAUUAGACAAUACAAAAUAACGAUUAUAGAAAUAAAUUGAUAUAGUAAAAGAC